Aspergillus pseudotamarii is the source of this 1275-nucleotide messenger RNA. RefSeq names its product Fe-S cluster-binding ATPase (gene nbp35). The record is from RefSeq and is a predicted model, not a curated record. The coding region runs from base 147 to 1124 and encodes 325 amino acids. Lineage: Eukaryota; Fungi; Ascomycota; Eurotiomycetes; Eurotiales; Aspergillaceae. Gene Ontology annotation, molecular function: ATP-dependent FeS chaperone activity; ATP binding; 4 iron, 4 sulfur cluster binding. Gene Ontology annotation, biological process: iron-sulfur cluster assembly. Gene Ontology annotation, cellular component: cytosol. The transcript has 2 exons.
AAUCAAACCCCGAUUAUCAAGCAUUUCUUCCGCCACCUUUAUCUAAGUUUCCCUCAAAUGCUGCGUCUGCACAAGUUCUUCUAUCCAUUUAUUUUUAUAAAAGAAAUAAAUAAAUAAAAGCAAUAGCUGGGGGAUAAUAUCACAUUAUGUCGCCAAGUCUAGUUGCUCCAGAGCCAGAGCACUGCCCUGGUCCUGAGUCGGAGCAGGCAGGUCAAGGUGAUGCCUGCGCUGGAUGCCCCAAUCAACAGAUUUGUGCCUCUGCCCCGAAGGGUCCCGAUCCCGAUAUUCCCAUCAUCCAAGAGAGACUAUCCCAAGUCCGACACAAGAUCCUUGUACUAUCCGGGAAAGGUGGGGUUGGCAAAUCGACCUUUUCCUCUCUCCUCGCGCAUGCGUUCUCAGCGAAUCCAGACUCGAUGGUUGGCUUGAUGGACACCGAUAUCACUGGACCUUCGAUUCCAAAGCUAAUGGGGGUGGAAUCCGAGACAAUCCACGUGAGCAACGCAGGCUGGAGCCCGGUGUGGGUGACAGACAACCUAGGCGCAAUGAGCGUGCAGUUCAUGCUACCCAAUCGGGAUGAUGCAGUGAUCUGGAGAGGGCCAAAGAAGAAUGGUCUGAUCAAACAGUUCCUAAAGGAUGUGGACUGGGGUGAGCUGGACUAUCUCAUUAUUGACACACCACCGGGCACCUCGGAUGAACAUCUGUCUGUCAACUCUCUCCUGAAGGACUCCGGAGUUGACGGUGCUGUCGUUGUCACUACACCACAGGAGGUAUCCCUACUAGAUGUUAGGAAAGAGAUCGACUUCUGCCGCAAGGCCGGUAUUCGAGUCUUGGGGUUAGUUGAGAACAUGAGUGGCUUUGUCUGCAAGAACUGCAACACUGAAAGCCAAAUUUUCCGGGCCACGACGGGCGGUGGUAAACGGUUGGCGAAGAAAAUGGGCAUCCCGUUCCUAGGGGCGGUCCCUCUCGACCCCAGAAUCGGAAUGGCCUGUGACUACGGUGAAAGCUUUGUAGAUGGCUUCCCAGAUAGCCCGGCGGCAAAGGCGAUCAAACAGGUGGUGCGCGCGGUCGGACAGUUGGUUGGAGAAGACCCUGAUACUGUGCUACCGGAUGAUACAGCAGAGUGAUGAUUGCAAUUUUCUCCUUUUGGGGCCAUCUUUUGUUUUCAAGCGUGAUUGCAUUGGGGGUUAAAACUGUUCGAGACUUUGGCGUUUCUUUGGCAUACAAACGAUUGAUACCACUGCAGAUCAUUCGAGGUUAUCUAAAUAGCAUUAUGAG